Messenger RNA from Falco peregrinus (peregrine falcon), 5414 nucleotides. It is a transcript of the gene ADAMTS3, whose product is annotated as ADAM metallopeptidase with thrombospondin type 1 motif 3. Bases 272 to 4027 code for a protein of 1251 amino acids. Gene Ontology annotation, molecular function: metalloendopeptidase activity. Gene Ontology annotation, biological process: extracellular matrix organization; proteolysis. The record is from RefSeq and is a predicted model, not a curated record. Lineage: Eukaryota; Metazoa; Chordata; Aves; Falconiformes; Falconidae. Gene Ontology annotation, cellular component: extracellular matrix. The transcript has 23 exons.
AUGCGCGGCGCAGGCAGGGCGCAGCGAGCAACAGGAGGCGGCGCGGAGACUCGCCGCCUCACCGCCGCUGCCCAGCCCGCCCGCCCGGCCCCGGGGCGCCGGCGCUAGCGGGGCGCAGCCUGCGCUGCCAGGGGCGGCCCCGGGGGGGGACUCGCCGCCGCCGUCGCAGGGGCGAAGAGGAGGAGGAAGAAGGAGAAGGCGCCCGGCAGGAGGAGCGGGGCCGGCAGCGUGCGGUGUGGCUGGGCGGCGGUCCCCGGGCGGCCGGCUCGUGAUGGUGCUCCUGCCCCUGUGGGUAGUGGCAGCCGCGCUCCUGGGGGUCCGCGCUGCAGCCAGCCGGCAGGCUGGUAAAGAACAACAGAUCCAAAUAGAAUUACGAAAAAGCAGACCGAGACCGUAUGGGUUAGUGAUUCCAAUUAGUACCAAUGCAGACGGAAGCUACAUCUCCAAUAUCCUCUCUGCAAGUCAUCAAAGAAGAUCAACGCGGGAGGUAUCCCAAAGCCCCAAACAGCUGUAUUUUAAUGUCACUGCAUUCGGAAGGGAAUUCCAUCUCCGGCUGAAACCCAACACUCAUUUAGUGGCUCCUGAGGCCGUAGUGGAGUGGUAUGAAGACUCUGUUGAAGCUGGAAAUGAUGCUGGUAACACGAGUCAGACUAGAACAGCUACAGAGAGAUUAUGGAAGCGAGAGCCCCUGUGGACCAACUGUGCAUAUGUGGGAGACAUAACUGACAUCCCAGGAGCUUCUGUGGCUAUUAGCAAUUGCGAUGGUCUGGCUGGAAUGAUAAGAACUGAUAAGGAUGAAUACUUCAUUGAGCCUUUGGAAAGAGGAAAGCAAAUGGAAGAGGAAAAGGGAAGAAUCCACAUGGUGUACAGGCGAUCAGCUGUAGCGCAGCAUCACACCGAUAUCCUCCCUGAUGUCCAUACAGAAGGGUCUCUUCUUGGUGGCCUCGGAGAGCUGAGCUCCCUGAACAGCAGCGUAGAGCAGCAUCUGAAUGAAACCCUGAGGCGACGCAGGCAUGCGGGAGACGACGACUACAACAUUGAGGUGCUGCUAGGUGUGGAUGACUCUGUUGUCCGAUUCCAUGGCAAAGAACAUGUUCAAAACUACCUCCUCACCCUCAUGAACAUAGUGAAUGAAAUUUACCACGAUGAAUCCCUGGGUGUUCACAUAAAUGUGGUGCUGGUCCGAAUGAUCAUGUUAGGAUAUGCAAAGUCCAUUAGCUUGAUUGAAAGGGGAAAUCCCUCGAGAAGCUUGGAGAACGUUUGCCGCUGGGCGUAUCAGCAGCAGAAGUCGGACCCCAAUCACUCUGAGCAUCACGAUCAUGCCAUCUUCUUAACCAGGCAAGAUUUUGGGCCCGCUGGUAUGCAAGGGUAUGCUCCUGUUACUGGCAUGUGUCACCCGGUCCGAAGCUGUACUCUCAACCAUGAGGACGGGUUUUCAUCAGCUUUUGUUGUUGCUCAUGAAACUGGUCAUGUGCUGGGAAUGGAGCACGAUGGUCAAGGGAACAGAUGUGGGGAUGAGACAGCCAUGGGGAGUGUUAUGGCUCCCUUGGUGCAGGCUGCCUUUCAUCGUUACCACUGGUCCAGAUGCAGCGGCCAAGAACUCAAAAGAUACAUACACUCUUAUGACUGUCUCCUUGACGAUCCUUUUGAACAUGACUGGCCCAAGCUUCCUGAACUGCCAGGCAUCAACUAUUCCAUGGAUGAACAGUGCCGCUUUGAUUUUGGCGUUGGCUAUAAAAUGUGCACAGCGUUCCGAACCUUUGACCCAUGCAAGCAGUUGUGGUGUAGCCAUCCAGAUAACCCGUAUUUCUGUAAGACUAAGAAAGGACCUCCACUUGAUGGGACAGAAUGUGCCCCUGGAAAAUGGUGCUAUAAAGGUCACUGCAUGUGGAAGAACGCUAACCAGCUGAAGCAGGAUGGCAACUGGGGACCCUGGACAAAGUUCGGCUCCUGCUCACGGACCUGUGGAACUGGAGUUCGCUUUCGGACACGCCAGUGCAACAAUCCAAUGCCCGUCAAUGGAGGUGAGGACUGCGCUGGUGUCAAUUUUGAGUUCCAGCUUUGCAAUACAGAGGAGUGUCCGAAGCACUUUGAGGACUUCAGAGCGCAGCAAUGCCAGCAACGCAAUUCCCACUUUGAGUAUCAGAACAGCAAGCACCACUGGCUGCCAUAUGAACACCCUGACUCUAAUAAGAGAUGUCACCUGUACUGCCAAUCAAAAGAAACGGGGGAUGUUGCUUAUAUGAAACAGCUGGCGCAUGAUGGGACUCGCUGUUCCUAUAAAGAUCCCUACAGCAUUUGCGUCCGUGGAGAAUGUGUGAAAGUGGGUUGUGACAAGGAAAUCGGCUCUAACAAGGUUGAAGAUAAGUGUGGCGUCUGCGGUGGGGAUAACUCUCAUUGCCGAACUGUGAAGGGAACCUUUACCCGCACUCCCAAAAAGCUUGGGUACCUUAAGAUGUUUGAUAUCCCUCCUGGUGCUCGACAUGUGUUUAUCCAAGAAGACGAGGCUUCUCCUCACUUUCUUGCGAUUAAGAACCAGGCAACAGGACACUAUAUCCUGAAUGGGAAAGGGGAGGAGGCCAGAUCCCGAUCUUUCAUCGACCUGGGCGUGGAGUGGGAGUACAACAUAGAAGAUGACAUCGAAACUCUCCACACUGACGGGCCCCUGCAUGACGCAGUGGUUGUGCUGAUCAUUCCUCGGGAGAAUGACACGAGAUCUAGCCUGACUUACAAAUACAUCAUUCACGAGGAUUCAGUACCAACUAUCAACAGCAACAACGUCCUCCAGGAAGAAAUAGAUACUUUUGAGUGGGCAUUAAAGAGUUGGUCACAGUGCUCCAAACCCUGUGGUGGAGGGUUCCAGUACACCAAAUAUGGGUGCCGCAGGAAAAGUGAUAACAAAAUGGUUCAUCGCAGCUUCUGUGAAGCCAGCAAAAAGCCAAAGCCCAUUCGUAGAAUGUGCAAUCUUCAAGAGUGCACACAGCCUCUCUGGGCAACAGAUGAGUGGGAAUACUGCACAAAAACCUGUGGGAGUUCAGGCUACCAGAUCCGUACCGUGCGGUGCAUUCAGCCCCUUCAUGAUGGUGCAAACCGCUCCGUCCAUUUCAAGUACUGUAGUGGAGAUCGCCCCGACAGUCGCCGGCCGUGCAACCGGGUACCGUGCCCUGCGCAGUGGAAAGCUGGACCCUGGUCUGAGUGUUCUGUGACCUGCGGGGAGGGAACCGAGACCCGGCAGAUCAUGUGCCGUGCUGGUGACCAGUGUGAUGGAGAAAAGCCAGAGUCAGUGAGGGUUUGUAAACUCGCUCCCUGUAAUGUUACCGUGAAGCAAGUAACAGAUUGUGAGAAGGAGAAUUUUUACCAUGAUCAUCAGCGGAAGGAUACAAGCACUUACAUACUGAAUAGGAAGUGGUUGACUAGGUUGUGCAGAAUUAACCUAACAAAUAAAAAAAAGGGAUUAUAUGAGCCCUGUAUGGGAGACAAAUCUAUCUUCUGUCAGAUGGAAGUGCUUGCACGUUACUGCUCCAUCCCUGGCUACAACAAGCUGUGCUGUGAGUCCUGCAGUAAGCGCAGCAGCACCCUCCCACCGCUGCUCCUUACCGAAGCUGCUGAAACCACAGAGAAAGCAAUGUUCAAUCUGCCUCAGGCUUUGAUGAUGCCAACGCCCGUAGUGCCCCGCUACGCACAGCUCCUGCCCGCGAGAAGUUCUCUGGGCAGGCUUCCUUUUGCCGAAGAGGACGUGGGUACGAAGGUCUCCCCAUCCAACGCCGAGCCCAAAGGCGCUGAAUUUCCGCAAUGGAGAGCUCCCCAGGCAAGGAAGUCUUCAAGGCUGUUUGCUUUGCUCCACCAGUCACCUGUCAACAGCAGCAAUCUCAGUCCUCACGAUGCCCUUGCACUGGCAGCAGCUGUUCCUGUGGUGCCAGCUAAUAACACGGCGGCGGGUGCUCCUUCUCCACCGAGAACCUCAAGAAAGAGUGAGAAGCACGCUGAGAAGGGAUGGCCUUCGAGGUCCCCCACUGUGGAAAGAUGAACGCAGAUGCCUUGUUGGAGGAUAGCCAUGGAAAGAGGCUCUGUUUGGCGCUUUGGGUUCAAUGUCCUUACUUCUGGACACUAUGGUGCAUGCUGCUUUCCACAGGCAAGACACUGCAGGUCAUCAACUCAUUUUCCUUGUAAAUACAAAGAACAAGAAGUGCUGGUUCACUUUCUAGUUGCUCCCGUCCUCCUCCCAUGCUGUGUUACCUGGCUAGCUUGAACGCAUUGGGGGAAAGCACCAAAGAAUAUUCCCAAGUUGCUGAGGGCGUCAUCCAUCAAGCUCUAGUACAGAAAAAUGGCCCUGACCUCAGCACCCACCUCGUUAUUUUUGGUUCUAAACACUCACUCAUAGAAAACACCCCACUACAAGAGGUACCAAAUGUUUACACUAUACUUUUGUAAUGGAACAACUGAAUCCAUAAGACUCGUUUUGCUAAUUUAUCUAUAUAAACGGAUAUUGUAUGAGCAAACUUGCAGCUGUUGUGUAAAUACUGUAUAUUGCAGAAAAUCAGUAUUAUUUUUAAGAGUUGUGUGCUGUCAGACAACUGUUUACCUAUGUUGCAUUCUGGACAAUUGCUAGGUGCCUGCCAUCGAGUACUGCCUUAUUUACAUUCCAAGAGUUGAUUUGUAAAGCAGCAUUAUCAUAAAAGGAGGAGUUCCAUUUUCGUUACAAAUUACAUCUACUGACACUAGGAAAGGGUUGGGGUUUUUGGAGUACCAACAACACGAUGCUUUCUUUUGAAAUAGGGAGGGGAGGCGGGGAGUGUAAACCUAAAGGUAUGAGUUUACUUGCAGCCACCCGCCCAGUAUAAGUAGGUUUAGAAACUUUAGUGCAAUUCCAGUCACCGGUUGGAAGAAGAAUUUUAUGUGCCUGUGAAAUGAACCCGGACACCCACAGCCUAUACUGAGCAGCAUUGCUUCAGGUCAGGAGUAGCAGUGCCGUCCUUUAAGCCUCCUUUCGCCGAAGAGGUCAGACCAGUGUAGGAAACCGUGUAUAUACUGUAAGUACUGUAAUGUUCACGAGUCAAAAAUGAGUUCUGCUUUCCAGAUGAUCUGUUUGUUAUUUCUGAAGCUGAAAAAGCAUCACAGAGGUAGAAUAGGCGCUAACAAGAAAUAGCUGUGGCAAGACUUAAAAUAGAUAAAUUUUUUUCCUACUGGAAGCAUUGAUUUAAAGGUGAGAGAGAUAUUUAUUUUUUAGCAUGGUUCACCUCAAAAUCUCCACAACCACAAUGCAUCUGACUGCAAUAAUGUACUAGUAAUUUAUGUCAAUAACCAUCUUGUUCACAGUCCACCCAAUCGCACUCUCUCCUGUGUGUUGCUGUAAAGUACUUGUAUAUAGGAUGGAGAACUAAAGAUAUUUAUUAAAAGUUGAUUUCUUGAUAGUA